Molecule: messenger RNA, 2316 nt
Organism: Mauremys mutica (yellowpond turtle)
Lineage: Eukaryota; Metazoa; Chordata; Testudines; Geoemydidae
Gene: LYN
Product: LYN proto-oncogene, Src family tyrosine kinase
Exons: 13
Coding region: 471-2012 (513 amino acids)
Biological process (GO): cell surface receptor protein tyrosine kinase signaling pathway; protein phosphorylation; innate immune response
Cellular component (GO): extrinsic component of cytoplasmic side of plasma membrane
Molecular function (GO): signaling receptor binding; ATP binding; non-membrane spanning protein tyrosine kinase activity
Source: RefSeq, a predicted model, not a curated record
CUCUGGGGAUCUUGUUUGUGUCUCUGCUUCAGCCCCUCCUAUGAAACCCUCACCCAUUGUUUUGAUUGAUUAAUCAAAAGCUGAACAAUACUUUUUAUUUUUAUUAAAAAUCCUCCCUUCUCUCCCCCCCCUCCGUAACCUUUACUGAUAUUUAUGCAAAUCUCCUAAUACCAGGAAGUAAACUGAAAACUCUCAGCCAACCCACUGAAACCAAGCGAAGUUCCUUUUCUGCAGCUCACAGAGGUGGCCUCAGGCAGACUAGCGGCUUGGCUGCUCUGGAGUCUUUCUCUCUCUCCCAGCUGUUAAAUCCUGUGGUCUUUAAAAAACCCAAGCGUGUAGCUUUUCCUUUCCCUGAGGAUACUCAGCUAAUUUAACUCUGAACUACACCCUGGCUCCUACCCCCACUCUGUGGCUGAAGUAACCGUGGAGUUUACUUGCUGCUUCCAAAGUUUCACACUCAGGGAAGAAAUAUGGGAUGUAUAAAAUCAAAAAGAAAAGAGACUCUGCAUGGAGAUGGGCUAGAUUUGAAGAACCAACCAGUACGUAAAACUGAACGAACUAUUUAUGUGAGGGAUCCAACGUCCAAUAAACAGCAAAGGCCAGGAAAUACAGAAAUGCACCUUUUACCAGGGCAGAGAUUCUGUAAAGAAGACGCGGAGGAGCAUGGGGACAUUGUAGUAGCCUUGUAUCCUUAUGAGGGAAUUCAUGAAGAUGACUUGUCCUUCAAGAAAGGAGAAAAAAUGAAAGUUCUUGAGGAACUUGGAGAAUGGUGGAGAGCUAAAUCACUCUCAACAAAGAAAGAAGGCUUCAUUCCAAGCAACUACGUAGCAAAAGUAAACACCUUGGAAACAGAAGAAUGGUUCUUCAAAGAUAUAACCAGGAAAGAUGCAGAGAGACAGCUUCUAGCACCAGGAAACAGUCCUGGAGCAUUCCUUAUCCGAGAAAGUGAAACAUUAAAAGGCAGUUAUUCUCUGUCCAUCAGGGACUAUGAUCCACAGCAUGGUGAUGUUAUUAAGCACUACAAAAUAAGGAGUCUAGACAAUGGAGGAUAUUACAUCUCUCCAAGGAUUACAUUUUCCACCAUCAACGACAUGAUCAAACAUUACCAAAAGCACUCAGAUGGUUUAUGCAGAAAGCUGGAAAAAGCAUGUGUUAGUCCAAAACCCCAAAAACCUUGGGAUAAAGAUGCCUGGGAGAUUGCACGGGAAUCGAUUAAAUUAGUGAAGAAACUUGGAGCUGGUCAGUUUGGAGAAGUUUGGAUGGGUUACUAUAAUAAUAGUACAAAAGUGGCUGUGAAGACUCUGAAGCCUGGAACGAUGUCUGUGCAAGCAUUCAUGGAGGAAGCCAACCUCAUGAAAACACUUCAGCAUGACAAGUUAGUGAGGCUGUAUGCUGUAGUCAGCAAAGAGGAACCUAUCUAUAUUGUAACAGAAUUCAUGGCAAAAGGCAGUCUGCUGGAUUUUCUGAAGAGUGAUGAAGGAAGUAAAUUACUGCUUCCAAAGCUAAUUGACUUCUCAGCUCAGAUUGCAGAGGGGAUGGCAUAUAUAGAAAGGAAAAACUACAUUCAUAGAGAUCUGAGAGCAGCUAACGUUCUGGUUUCGGAUUCACUGAUGUGCAAAAUUGCUGAUUUUGGACUAGCCAGAGUAAUUGAAGAUAAUGAAUAUACAGCACGGGAAGGUGCAAAAUUCCCUAUUAAAUGGACAGCACCAGAAGCAAUUAACUUUGGUUCCUUUACUAUUAAGUCUGAUGUGUGGUCCUUUGGAAUUCUUCUGUAUGAAAUUGUUACCUUUGGAAAAAUCCCUUAUCCAGGUAUGAGUAAUGCUGAUGUGAUGGUUGCUCUUCAGCGUGGCUACCGCAUGCCACGCAUGGAAACCUGCCCAACUGAGCUUUAUGAUAUCAUGAAAACAUGCUGGAAAGAUAAAGCAGAAGAGAGGCCAACAUUUGAUUAUUUACAGAGUGUGCUAGAUGAUUUCUACACAGCAACAGAAGGGCAGUAUCAACAGCAGCCAUAGAACAAAGGAACACGUUGCCAGUUGGCACAGACAUUGUUCGGACAAACUUGGCAGACCAGUUGUUUCAUGUAUUUGGAUAUCCUAACCGAUUGUGGCUUCUGAAAGUGGAGGCUGAAAUUCCACAGGAAGAAUCAUUCUGCCUAGAAAUAAACCAUGUUUUUCUAUGGUUAAUUUAAUUUGAAUGAUCACUCUGCUUGAGGUUAAGAGUUCUCUUUAGAUGUUAUCUUUUUAUUUGCCUAAAUAAACAUCCAAACAAGACAAGCUUUGAAGACAGAGACAGAGUGCAGUCAUACCAAUACAGACU